AUGGCAACGCCAGGGCUCCAGCUGGCCCCCACCAGGCUGCUCGAUUCCUCUUGCUCCUUGGAGAAGACUCUGCACUGCAGCUGUUCCUUCCGUGGGACCCCCACGCCCUCCGUGUGGUGGCGGGUGGGGGUCGCUCCCGUGGUCAUGAACCGCACAGGCUUCCGGGUGACUUCUACCACGCUUGGCCCCUGGGCCAACAGCACCAUCCAUCUGACCAAGCCACCUGAAACGGGCACGAGCCUGCUCUGUGAGGGCAGGAACCCAGAGGGAACCCACGCCCUGACCAUCCUGCUGAAGUCAGGAAGGAGUUCUUUGGUUGCCCAGACUUUCAUGAAAGGGCUGAUUCGGGGCGUGUUCUACGGAGCCAUCGGUGUCACACUGUUCUUCCUCUGCCUUGUCCCACUCAUAGUGAAACAUAUCAGAAUGAAGCAGGCAAAGAAAAUUGCAGCAAUGAAGGCAGAAAAGAGCCCUAAAAUCAGAGCCCGCCAAAGACUCGAGACGUCUCUAAGGCCCAAGGAACCAGGAAAAUCCAGAGUCACCCCGUCUCCUGAUCAGCAGAUAUUGGACCCAUCACCCCAAACUUCCAGGAAGAGCAGGAUAAACUGA
Messenger RNA from Budorcas taxicolor (takin), 606 nucleotides. It is a transcript of the gene SIGLECL1, whose product is annotated as SIGLEC family like 1. The transcript has 5 exons. The coding region runs from base 1 to 606 and encodes 201 amino acids. Gene Ontology annotation, cellular component: plasma membrane. Gene Ontology annotation, biological process: cell adhesion. Gene Ontology annotation, molecular function: sialic acid binding. The record is from RefSeq and is a predicted model, not a curated record. NCBI's taxonomy places the organism in Eukaryota, Metazoa, Chordata, Mammalia, Artiodactyla, Bovidae.